AUGGCAUAUCAGGGCCAAUCAUAUGAUCCAAAUCAAGCCUAUGGCCAGCAAUAUCCACAACAGCAAAACUACAACCAACCACCCGGACAAUACGGUCAACCACCACAGCAGCAAGGCCAAUGGUCCCAGCAGCAGCAGCAGCAGCAGCAACAUGCCCAGAAUCAACCGUUGCCGCCGGCUCCUGGUCAAGGUCACGGCGGCUUCCAGGGUGACCAUGGUACCUUCCCGGGAGGCAGCUACUCCAUAACACAUCGCGACACCAACGCUGUGCUCUCCAUUGACAUUGCACAAGGAAGUACGAUCAAAGCCAAACCCGGAUCUAUGAUCCACAUGGCCGGCACCGUCCAACUCACCGGCAAGAUCAAUUUCAGCAUGCGGAAGAUGUUCACCGGUGGUCAAAUGGCCGAGUCGGCCUACGGCGGGCAUGGUAAAGUAGCCCUCGCACCAACCCUAUUCGGUGACAUUGUCACUCUUCAACUAGACCCCAGCUCGCAAUGGCUCAUUGGCAAGGACGCAUAUUUGGCUUCAACCGAAGGCGUGCAAAAGGAAACCAAAAGCCAAGGCUUUGGAAAAGCGCUGUUCAGUGGAGAAGACCUCUUCAUUUACCGUCUGGUGGGCCAGGGUCUGGUCUGGUUGACCAGCUAUGGCGCCGUUGACAAGGUUGAUCUCAAACCUGGCGAGCAUUACAUCGUAGACAAUGGCCAUCUAGUCGCGUGGAACACCGAAUACCGCAUUGAAAAGGCAGGUGGUGGAGCGAUGACCAGUAUGAAAACGGGAGAAGGCGUCGUCUGUCGCUUCGUCGGGCCAGGAACCGUGUACCUUCAGACGAGAAACUUGGGCGAGUUUGCUUCUUGGAUCCGCGAGGUUGCUGGCCCACGACAAUGA
Molecule: messenger RNA, 885 nt
Organism: Exophiala aquamarina CBS 119918
Lineage: Eukaryota; Fungi; Ascomycota; Eurotiomycetes; Chaetothyriales; Herpotrichiellaceae
Exons: 3
Coding region: 1-885 (294 amino acids)
Source: RefSeq, a predicted model, not a curated record